Messenger RNA from Armigeres subalbatus, 17076 nucleotides. RefSeq names its product RIMS-binding protein 2 (gene Rbp). Gene Ontology annotation, biological process: neuromuscular synaptic transmission. Lineage: Eukaryota; Metazoa; Arthropoda; Insecta; Diptera; Culicidae. The transcript has 22 exons. The record is from RefSeq and is a predicted model, not a curated record. Bases 829 to 5862 code for a protein of 1677 amino acids. Gene Ontology annotation, molecular function: protein binding.
CAAGUGUAUAAAAUCGUCCCACGUCCGGGAGUGAAUUUGUGCUUUAUUUUCGGAGGAAUAAGGGCCCAGGGGAAAAAGAUUUGCACUUCCCUUGAUUUGCGGACAUUACUCCGCAGGGAUUCAGAAUGACGAAGUGAAGCGGAAACGGUUCGUGUGAGAGUAUGGAUUUUUGUUUCUGCAUUGUGUCUCUGAUGAAAAUCACUGUGGAAGCUAUCGAGUGCAAGAAAUGCUGAAAAUUGCAAUCGGAACUGUUAUUUUUAGCGAAUUGAUCUUCUAACUCUUCACGUGGCGUAUAUAUCGGAGUGUGAAAGUAGGAAACAGUGGAAGACAGAGCAGAGACACUCACCGACCGCCUUCGUCGCCGCAGAGUCCGAAGGAAAGGGGUGGCAAAUGAAUAGUGAAAUCUGGCAAUAAAAGCGUUUCAGCAGUGGCACUUAAUCAUCAUUAUCGUCAUCGAGUUCAAACUUCGGAGAAAAUAGUGAGAGCCAUUAGGCAGCAGCAAUUUUGUGACGAACCGAUACGGGUGAAUUGAGAACUGAUACGAGUUUGUAUGUAACAGUAAAGUGAAGUGAAACCGAAAUAAACAUUGGAACAGCGGAAAAGUGGAAAACCCUGUAGUGAGAGGCUACGCACUCAUUGACACGCAUCGACCGUACUCCCUCUUUGAGAGUUGUGCAAAUUUGUACCCAAGUGCACCGUCUACCGUGCUGUGAACGGAUCGAUUCGAACCAAGCGAGCUGAACGACCGAGCAUCUGCCACUGUCACCGGAGCGCACAUUAGCAAUAAUGGUGAUGCUGUAAAAUACUACGAAAGCUACUAAAUAGACGAUGUCCAACGACGCACUGUGGGUGUCUGACGCCAUGUUGGACUCGCUCAGUAUGCAACUUCGGGACGCCGAAGCUCGUAGAGCAGAAGCAGAACGCGCACAUCAGGAAGCUCUAGUACAGUUAAGAGGUGUAUCAUCCGGCGUCGGUAGGAUAGGCGAUCCAAUCGAAACACUACAAUCCAGAGCACGCGAGCUGGAGAAAAAGGCCGCUCUUGAAACAGUCAGAUGCGAAGAGCUUCAGUUAGAGCUGUCGGCUGCCAUUAAAUCGCGCCCCGGCCGAACACCGGCCAGUUCCAGUUCCGUCGGUGUUGGAGGUCUCAGUAGCACAAUCACAAGCAAUCACACGACGAUGGUCAACAGUAUCGGAAAUUUCGGUAUGAUUGGCAACUCGACAUCGUUGGGAGGAACAUCCUCUGCUCUCAGUGGCAUAGGAGGUGGUGGCAGCGGCGGCGGAGGAGGUGGCUUAGGAGGAGGAGGAGGAGGAGGUGGAGGCAGUACUGUAACGUGGGCUCCCACGCCAACACAGCAGCAAGGAACUGAAAUAGAUAGGAUUAUGGCAAAGAUCGAACAGGACAAUCGUAUAUUGGCCGAGUUAGAGCACCCGCGUACUACUGGACCAAUUAUGUCGUCAACGCUGGGGUCUGGUCUGACGAGCACAAGUCUUAGCCUAUCCCAGCACCAGCCCCACCUCCAAACGACAAGCUUAUCGUCCCAAAUCAACAGCACCGGAGUACUUGGAGGACUAAGUGGACUGACUAGUAGUGGUGUUCCUGCAAGCAUUGGGACCGGUGUUCCCAACUCGAUCGGUCUAAACUCGAUAGGUAUUAGCUCAAUUGGAACCGCUGGGAUAAACUCUAUUACCGGUGGUGUAAGUUCCAUGAAUAUCGCUUCGAUGGGAGUGACUUCUAGUGCCAGUAGCCACGCGUUAACCGAUGGACAGUUCAGUGUGUUGACGUCAUCCACAGGAGCGUCAAACCCCUACUCAACAGCUAAUGUUUCACCACUGCCAAGCCGAGCGAAUCCACUAAGCACUACUUCUAUGCCACCCUUAUGUCAGAGUUCUACUAUGCCCGUCCUGUCGUUACACAACACACAUUCCAUUCCAUCGGGAUCAGCGAGUUACACCCUAGGACUAAGCGUAGCUCCCGUAGCAUCAUCGUACACAUUCCCAACGCAUUCAGCAACCACCGGCGGCCUGGCGAGUGUCCUCGGAACGGUAGGAACGUCCGGCGUAGGCACAACUGGAGUUUCGAGUCUGACCGGUUUGGGCGGCGGACUCGGAACCGGCACAGGAUUAGGAUUAAGCUCGACCAACCCACUGACGAGUUCGUUGGGUACCAAUCUGACGAACUACAACACCAGCACUUCGUACUCGACCUACACGAACCCGCUGUUAACGUCCGGUGGUAUCAGUUCCAAGAUAAAACCGCUUGAUGAGCUGGAUCUGCUAACACGGUAUGCCCAGCGAGGUGGCACCCCCUGUUCACCCAUACCUCCGGCGGGGUGGAACUUGGACAGUUAUCCCGGUAUUGACGGUGUUAAUCCGGCGUUUAUGCAUUCGCAGAAUCGAUCGUUGAUCGGAAUGGAGCUAGACGCACGAACACACGGUUUAACACUGAACGGUACCGGUGAACCGCAAGUGGAUAUGUUAGAUAUACCAGGGAAAGGUAGAUGUUGUGUAUUUAUAGCAAGAUUUUCCUAUGACCCGCCAGAAGUGGAAGGUUCUGAAGGGGAGUUAGCGCUAUGCGCAGGUGAUUAUUUAUUAGUCUGGGGCAACGGUGAACCACAAGGUGGCUAUCUUGAUGCCGAACUGUUAGAUGGUAGAAGGGGCCUAGUGCCCGCGUCCUUCGUGCAAAGAUUAGUAGGUGACGAUUUGUUAGAAUUCCAUCAGGCCGUAGUGUCGACACUGCGGGACGCUGAUGACGCCCCCAUUAUCCUCGAUCCAGCGCCGUUACCAUUGGGCAAUCAACUCGUGCCGCACACAACGGAAGACUUAGCGCGAAUUAGUGAAGCCCAUACCGACGUAGGUCAAGAGUUCGACGACGAAGCCGACACAGCCGAUGCUGAUUUAAUGUUCUCCGUGUUAGUUCCUGCACCGAAACACCUCACCCUGGAGCGGCAGUUGAACAAGAGCGUCCUAAUCGGGUGGACGCCACCGGAUCCACCGGGGUGCAAUCAGAUCGAAAGCUACCACGUGUACGUUGACGGCGUACUGAAAGUGACUGUCAAGGCGACCGAACGCACACGAGCUCUGGUAGAGGGCGUAGACUCCAAUCGACCACAUAGAAUAAGCGUACGUAGUGUAACACAUAAUCGUAGAACCUCUCGCGAUGCUGCCUGCACAAUGAUCAUCGGACGUGAUACCGCACACUUAGGACCAUCGGCAGUAAGAGCCACCAAUAUUACCUGUUCCAGUGCGGUCAUUUCGUGGCUGCCAGCAAACUCCAAUCAUCAGCACGUGGUAUGCGUGAACAACGUUGAAGUACGAACGGUGAAACCUGGUGUCUACCGACAUACGAUAACGGGACUAGCGCCUAGCACACAGUAUCGAGUGACGGUUCGUGCGAAACAUUUACGCGCGGCAGGUCAAACGCAACCCCCUACGGCAGGUCCUCCCCCGGAAGAAGCGCCUGGAGCGUACACCGACUUUAGAACCCUAGCCAAAGGAUUGCCCGAUCCGCCACAGGAAAUUCAAGUCGAAGCUGGACCACAAGACGGCACGCUGCUGGUAACCUGGCAGCCAGUGACGCGACCUCCUUCGUCCGGCCCCGUGACCGGAUACGCCGUGUACGCGGACGGCAAGAAAGUGACUGACGUGGACUCGCCGACCGGCGACCACGCGCUCAUCGAUAUCGGCAAACUGGUCGGACUCAAUCCCCGAGCAGUGACUGUGCGGACCAAGUCCCGUGACUCCCAGUCGGCGGACAGCAACCCAACCAUGAUACCAAAAACAAAUACUGAAAAUGGACUAAACUAUUCAUCAUCAUCACAACAAUCGCAACACAAUCAAGACCAAGUGCGAACAGCCGCUAGGAAUCGAAACCACAGCGGCGCGAUCCAGCCCCAGCCCGGUGGCCCCAUGCGCGGUCGAAUGAUGAACAACCAGCAGAUGAUGAACAACCAGGGCAUGAUGAACAACCAGAUGCAACCGAUGAACCCGAAUCAGGUGAUCGAGCACGACGAGAAUCUCAGCGAUAAGGAGAUCUACCCGGGAUCGAUACACCAGCAGGAACGUGCACAGCGUGACUCGAACAGCAGCGGCAUACCAGCGAUUGAAAUCACUAAAGAAGCCGUCACCGAUGUCACCUAUAUAAGUGACGACAGUGAAUACCAAGAUGGCGCUAGUAGCGGUGGCGGAAGUGGACGGCGCCGUAGCGGCCCUCCGCCACAGCAGCAGCAGGGUUAUCGGAAUCAGAAUAACCAAAGCGGACGGCAAACGAAUCCACAAGGACCAAAUCAACCCUACUACGGUAGCACGAAUCAGCAGCAGAACACGCAACAGCAGGUGCAACAGCAGCAGCAGCAGCAACAGCAACAGCAGCAACAACAACAGCUGCAGCAAAUGAACCGCAAUCCCAAUCAACCCCGACCGAUGAAUCCCAACCAACAGAUGCAAGCUCAAACGCAAAAUCAGCAACGGAUGGGUGGUACAGUGCCUGGGCAACAGAUGACGCCCCAAACGAUGCCACCGUUUCCGGCGCACCUGAUGAACGCGUCCAAAAAGCCACGCUACUUCAUGGCACUGUUCGACUACGAUCCGGCCACGAUGAGUCCGAAUCCGGACGCGUGCGAAGAAGAACUGCCCUUUAACGAGGGCGAUACAAUAAGGGUGUACGGUGAUAAGGACCCCGAUGGUUUCUACUGGGGAGAGCUGCGGGGUCGAAGAGGUUACGUUCCGCACAACAUGGUUCAAGAGAUCGAAGAUGGUGCUCAGGGUGGCGUUGGGCCAUCGGUGCGAAGUAUCAGUAGGGAUCGGUGGGCCGAUAUCUACGCCAAUAUGCCGGUAAAGCGAAUGAUCGCACUGUACGAUUAUGAUCCGCAAGAGCUAAGUCCCAAUGUGGACGCCGAGGUGGAAUUAAGUUUCCAAACCGGCGCCGUCAUACUCGUGUAUGGCGACAUGGACGAAGAUGGUUUCUACAUGGGCGAGCUGGACGGUGUACGAGGUCUGGUGCCGUCGAACUUCCUCACCGAAGCACCGGACCAGUACAGCAAUCAAGGCCCCAACGCUAACAAUCUGGCACAACGCACACUCAACAGUAAUAACAAUCGGGCACGGGGGAUAGGCCCCGGAGUACGAGGACCUCCGCCUCCGCCUCGGGACAACAUGGGCGGCAUGGGUGGCUUAGCACAAAGGGGCCCGCAGCGGAUAGAUGCUCGCCCUUCUUCCCCUACACUGUUAGACAACACGGGCCACCCUGCCCCCGAUCACCAAACGCAGGGGAUGCAGGGGAUAGGAGGGAUGAUCGGUCAAGGGAUAGGGAUCGGUGGUAAUGUUGGCGGAAUGAGUAGCAUGCAGCAGCAAACGCCACUACAACAGCAGCAGCAACAGAUGCGACAACAACAGCAACCAAUGAUGCAGCAACCGAUGAUGCAACAGCAGCAGAUGCAGCAAAACCAGCAACAACAACAGCAACCGACAACCACAGCCUCAUCCGGUGGUGUCUUUUCUACAGCCACGAACCUACUGUCCGGAGCCGCCGGUGCGGCAACCGGUGGUCUGUUCGGCAAGAAGCCGGCCGCACAGACGCAACAACAGCAGCAACCCGGUGGUGGUCCGAUGAACCAACAACCGCAGCAACAGUCAUCCGGUCCAUUUAGUAGUUUAGGCAUGAAUAUGGGCAUGGGCGGCGGCCAGCAACAGCAGCAGCAGCAACAACAGCAACCGGGGCAACCUGGUCAGCAAGGCCAACCAGGUCAGCAACCAGGAGGACCCAACAUAAUGGGUAAAAUCCAAGAAAUGGCAGCACCUGGUGGAGACAUCCUGUCCAAGGGUAAAGAACUAAUAUUUAUGAAAUUUGGCCUUGGUGGUAAAUAACCCCAGGCAUUUAGUUCACAACAUUAUAAUUAUAGUUAUUAUUAUUGGAGCUGUAAUGAACCUAAACUAUAUUGUACAAUAUUAUUGCUAUGAAUUACUCUCAACAUUCCGAAUCCUAAAACGAAAACACAAUACGGGAAGAACAGUAGCAGCAAAAGCGUAUCCGUGAAAGAAAGGAACAAAUAAUAGGCUAGUAAGUUUAAUAAUUAAAACACACAGAAAAGGAACAUAAAUAAGAAAGUUGAUAUCAGAAGCUUUAUGUUCAUGCAAAUAGCGUCGAAAAACUGUUUCAAUUGUAAAUACGACAAAAAAAACGAUUUAUGUUGGUUCGACGAGAUUAAGCCCAUUUAACAUAUUAAAUUUAAUCGAACCAGAAAAAUGAUCACGCACACGUUUUUUCGCGGCAUUUUGACGAAUGUUAGAGUUGGCAUUAAUUCAUGUGUUGCUUUCCUACAUUUAGAGUUUAUUUGUUUUCUUUUUUCUUCUGGUACCCUUCGGAGAUUAACCGUAGUCGUUUCUAUACAAAACUGUUUGACUAGUGUUGUUUUAUUUAUCGUACUUUGGUCUUGUUUGAUGAAUUUCUAGAAAGAGUAAUGGUUAAAAUUAUACAAAGUUGUAGUUAUUACCAGACGUAAACGACAAGUUCUAACAUUAAGAUGAGUGAUCAAAAAACAAAGUGAAUGAAAAGGUGAUAUUUACAUUUAAAGCAAAUCAUUACCCAUAUCAUUCCAUAUAAAUAUUAUUAUAAAUAUAUUAUAUAUAUUUAAAAGAUGAACAAACAUUCAUGCUUCAAAGUGCUGUUCAAAAUUUAGAGUUACAUCUCGCCACAAUCAACUCUUCUCAACUGAUACAUUCAUAAAUCAUCAUUCCAUUGCUAGCGAAUAAAACAAAAAAAACAACAAACAAACAAUAUUGAAUUGAAUCGGCGCGUCUUUAGCACAACAUUAUCUAUUAUCAACAAGUAUCUUUGACUAAAACAAAAAGACAAGCAAACUUACAGAAAUCUAUUGUUAUCUGAUUAUUGCCACCCAACUUGAAUUACGAAGCAAAGAUUAAGAAGGAUAUCAACUUAUCGCAAUGUAAUAAUUUGUUACUAUUUUUGUUCGUAUAUACAAUAAAACGUCGCUAAAGUGUUGUAAUAAAAAAAACUUAACAAAACCUAAUGGAAAUCAUGUAGUUAAAAGAAAUUUAGUGUACCAUAUAAAGAAAUAAAGAAAAGCAGAAAUCACUUCAAUUCUCUAGCAAUUGAUUUGAAGUUACAUUUAAGCAUCGGUUAAAAAGUUAGCGGAUCGACUAGGCGAUGAAAUUAAUAUUGGCUUGUAAAUAACAUAACAGUACCGGAUCGAAGCUGUUGAGAACCGUAGCGAAAAUCUUGUUGGCGCGCGAGUGCUGACCGUUGUUAGCUGAAAAAAAAAUGGCCGAAGCGAUGACAGAAAAACACAAAAAAAUUUCCAGGUGAAAUGUUAAAGAAAAAGACGACCACAAAUGUUUACCCACCAUUAUUAAAUUGAGAAUAUUUAUAGUUAUUAAUCAAUCUUAAAAAUUAAACUACAAGAGAAAAAAAUAAAAAAAAUACCAAAAAAUAACAACAAAUUUUGCAAAGUGUAAAAACAUUGAGAGUUCGUACGACGAGAAUGCGAAUGCUAAAACAAUAAUAUUAACAUUGAAAUUAAAAGAGAACUCGCAACAAUCUUGAACGCUUAGCGAAGACAAAAACCUAAUAGAGUUCAACCCCAAACACAGUCAAAACUAUAGAUAGUAGAAUCUAUAGAUGAGCGAAAGCAUGGCUGAGUCGAUUUUUUUGCCCGUGCACACGCGCAUAUGACGUCACAGCCCUUAACGUUUCCAUUGAAAUCGUGACGUCAUGCUCGUUUGGAGACACGUUUGACAGUUCGUUUGGAGACAGAGGAUUUAUCUUCGCUCAUCUAUAUAUUCCACUAUCUAUAGUCAAAACCAAUCAAACGACAAAGGCACAUACCCACACUGUUAGGACACUCACAAAAGCGAAGAUGCGUUUCCUAGAAGGUGACAGUCCUAAUCGUUUCAAAAAUAAAUUUUCUCAAACGAGCGACAAAAUUGAAACCACGAUUCCCUAAUGUUAUCAAUCUUGUUCGGUAUACUGUCAAUAAAAAGGUAUCAUCUACUAAACGGAAUAGAUUGACUGAAGAGCGUUAUUACCAUUUACAAUGGAAAGCGGUGUGAAAAAGUUCUCAUCUCACAUGUUUAAUGAGCUGUCCUCUCAUUCCAUUCCAAUACACCCAGUUUUUUUUUUACACGGUUUGGUUUUAGUCGUUUAAGACCUUCAGCGUCAGUGAAACAAUUAGUUAACCCCACGAAAAAAAUCAGAAAAAAUCAAAAAAAAUUCAGGGGGUAUUUAAAAAGCUGUGAAAGUUCAGGUUAACCGAGAAAUUAAUUAAUUCCAACCGUGUAAAAAAAAACCUGGGUGUAUAUUUGAUGCCCCGAUGAUCUGGACAAAAUUUCUUCCCAUUCGAUCAACGUUUUGGUGGUGCUAAUAUCGUUGGAAGCUUAUUUGAGAAAAUCUAGGAAGCAAUGUCUAAAUUCUGUAUUUUGACGCUGAUAAUGCUAGCGUUAUCUACGAUUGAAAUCUAUUAGAUCCAUCCAGCUCAUACAAAAUUUAAUACUCACUGGUAGAUAUGUUGGUAGCAGCGAUUGGAUUGGAAGAUUGGAGUGAUUGGAGAAAAAAAACUCAUACCAAAAAUGUAUAUAACUUACUCAGAUAAAUUCUAAUCUUUUCGCUGUUAUAGCAUUAGUUAUACUGUUGUAACAGAGUAUUAAACUCUGAAAGAGCUGGGUGGCGAUUUUUAAAUAUUAUUAAUAUUUUUCCAAACACUCAUCGAUUUGGGUAACAUUUUAUCCAGACUUUAGGUCAUCUAUUAGAAUGGAAAAAGAGGAACAAAUAAUGUGGGACUUAAUAACAAUAUUGUUGAUAAUUUUUAACUUAAGUUUUUAUUCUGUUUCCCUGAAAAAAAAUAUACUGAAAGUACUGGAGACAGUGUUGUAAAAUGGUGAGAGAAUCAGGAAAACAUGGUAUCCUUAAUAACGAGAUGGCCGAUAUUUAGAUUAAAACUCAGAGAGUCCGCACACUCACGAAGUGCACGCGAUCGCCCGAAUCGACCGCGCAAUGAAACUUACAGAACGACGAGAGAAAAGCAUAAGAAUCGUGAAAGACAUUUUCCGCAAUAUUAAAACUUCCCGGAGAAUCUCAUUCUCAUACAGCGUACAAUGAAAGAGCGAGUCCACCUGCUGUACAACACGCCAAGAGAAAGUGAGAACAAAAACUACAUUUCCAGAAGAUAACAAUUCAUGAAGUAUGACGAAGUUUUAGUGCUGAAAUGUUUUUUUUAACUUUGUGUGCCAGGCCAUUACUGAAAAAUUUGGUUAUCUGAUGCGUGACAAUUAUGUUAAAUUUCCACUCUCUUGCAUCAGAUUUAAUAUUAAUUUAAUUUAAUAAUUAACAAAGUUGUGGACAAAUUGAGCAAAUCACAUGCAGAUGACAUUCUACAACACUUGCUGAAGAAUGCAGCAAACAUAUUACUGAAUUCCAACUAAAAAUGUGUUAAAAUCCUAAAACAAUGAGAUUUAUUUUGUAGAAAUUCAGAAACAUAUCGCAAGAUACAUCGGCAUACGUAAGUAUGUUAAAUCAGGAAAGCGAAAACGAAAGACUGCCACCUUCUUGUGAAUAUGUCAUCCCAUGAUUUCACACAUACACCAACACACAUAUGUAAACCAACACUCAUACACAAACACUCCAACAGACAUACUUCCAAACACGUACCACAACACGUGCACCGUUUGCUAAGAUGAGGUGAGGUAAUAUCAAAUCAAACGUAAACUGAAAACGACGGAACAUAGCACCGACGCAGUGACUGGCAAUCGUAAGUAUUUGCUUCAAACUUUUCUCUUAGUUUUGUAAAACGCCUUCGAACUUUCAUAGCAUUUUAAUUCCCAACUAAUUGACUUGAAGCAUAGAUAAAACCGCUAAACAAGACAGAGCCCGCGCAUGAAUUCGGCUUCUCACGCGCGUGCCCCUUCCUUGGAGAAUUAUUUUAAUCGGACUGAUAGGACACCACUGCGAAAAAGAUUGGCUGCCUACACGAAUCAAUGCUGCUGCUGCUUACUUUCAACAGAGUUCAGUUACUACAAUAUCGAUUGCGAUCCGAGCUUCUAACAAACAGAGAUUUUUUAUAAUAUGUAAAGCUUGUCUCGAUUUUUUUUCAUACAGCAUCACUUGGAAAUGCUUACAAUACUGAGGAUGGGGGAUAAGUUUGAAAUUCUCAGCUACACAUGCUUUAUACUUGCAAUGUAUUACUACUUUGACAAAAAGGACGUCUUCUGCAAUCGUUCUACUUCAUCUACUGUGCGUACAUAAUUAGCCAAUUUAGGGGAGAACAGUUCAUAUCGCACCUAUGAGGCAAAAUGGUCCAACUCAUAAAAUUACUCAUACAAUCGGUUGUAGCACAUUUCUUAGAGAGUAGGGAAGAGGCCCCGAAACGACAGCUAAGACGUUACAGCAGUUUAUGCUUAGCUAGUGCAUAUUUCUUCCCUUUCCCCUAUUACUAUCACAAUUUAAUUUUAGCGCCUCAAUGUGUGAAAAUCAACAAUGUGGGUUCUCACUUACCCGUAAGAUUUUAAUUUAAUCAAAUAAGAUUUACAAACAACCAUGCGUUCACCGUUGAUUUCUCAUGCCAAUGUGCCAUUUAGCACCUCCUCUAGUACGUUUCACACCAGGUCCAUUUUAGAAACUAAACGUCAUAAAAACCUGAUUAUUUUGAGUAGGAGAUGAUUGUGAUAUGUAACUAGCUUUAUAAAUUUUGUAUCUACACGGCGUUGGAAUAAUUCUGUAUUUCGGUUCAUAUUAAUUAAUACAUCAAAAAAGCUUGAGGAGGCAUUUUUCACCGUUCUCCCUAGAUAUUUUAGAUCUACAUUUUACAUCGCUCAUUGACUCUUUCCGAACAUUGGGCCAAUUAUUUUACAAAACGAUACUGGUGAUGUGAUGAGUUGGGCUGGUUUUUCUGCUGUUCGACAGAGGCUUCUCGAAAUACCGUCUGGCUGGAAUUUAACAUGAAGUAAUUUUGCAUAUUAAAGUUUCCUACAAGAUCUACAAGUCUUUGGUACAUGUUAAGUAACUAACGCGAAGACGUUUUGCCUAAGAAAAACUAAGAAUUACCUUCAUAGCUGUUAUUUCAAAACUUUGUUCUCACAUGACCAGCGUACUAAUUUGGAAAUGAAUUUUGCCUCCCAUAAUGUACCUUUAUGGAUCAUUUCCUCGAAUAAUAGCACCUAUCAAUAUGGACAGGAUGUCUCACUUCCCAGCUUCGUAUUAGAAAUUCAUGAAUUUUUAGAGCAUAUUGAGACAUUGUCUUCUGUACAUAAAGUUUGCACUCGGGAACAAAAUUCGCCAUAAAUUUCCUAUGUUUAGGAUUUUCUUCAAAAUUUAACAACAAUUUUAUGGUUAGAUUUCGACUUAAUUGCAUAGGUGUUUUAAGAAAUUUUGAUGGGCCAAUUUCUCAAAGUUCUUAUGAUUUCGGAUGAUGUUUUAUUACAGAGCGAGUCUGAUAUCUGCCGCGAGUAGUUUCAAAUCAGGCAAAACUACGAAUUACCAUCAUGACCCAGCUAGAAAGACAUGAGGUGCUUCAGAAACCCCUUGUUAUGAUAGGUUUCCCUUGGAUGAUCCCGAGAUGGACGCCUGGCUCACCUUGCCGCAAUCACAGAUGGCCUUCUUAACCAAGAACGUGUUGCCAAUUUUGUUAUUUGGUGCAUGACUAUUUGGACUAAUUAAAUAAACAAACGCGCCUUCAAAGUCGUCGGAAUGUCGGAAUGAUUUCACCAACCGGGAAAACGUCGAAUGAUGGACAGGUGUUUGUCAACUUAUCUGUGAGGCGCAGUCGGAUUUUCAAUGACGGCAAUUAUGAGUUUUACAAGUAUGUGCUCUUACGAUCUUAUUUCAAUAAUUGGACACUUGACAGAUUGUAAUGCAAUUUUGUCAAAGUAAACAUUGCCAUUAGGUAGAACACUUUUUUCCUAAUGUCCUCUAAAAAAAUAGCUCACAGAGUUGUUCAAGGAAAGCUACUCCAGGCCUUAUCUUAAGGCCCAUCAAAACUGAUUUUCGGCGGCCCCUCAAGGCAUUAUUCAGGGUUUCUUUCGUAAGCCCAUCAAGGCUUCUUUCUGAAUCCCUUCAAGAAUUAUUUCAAAACUACUCAAGGGUACUUCAGAAAAUGCGUCUAUCUCUAUAUACAUUAAAUACCUUUUUCCGGAAUCUCCUAAAGCAGUAUUUUGAGUGCCACUCAAGGCUUCUUUUCACGUUUGGCAGGCUCUCUUUUCCCAGAAGCCAGCUGCUUUCCUGACUGCUCUCAGCGCUUUUUUAGAAUAUCCAAAAGUUUUUCUCAGAAACUCGUCAUUGUGUGUUUCGGUAGACCCUUUAGACGUUUUCCGGGAGGCUCCUAAAGGUUUAUUAAAAAAUCUCUCAAUAUUUUUUUUUCAAAGCUGCUCGAGGCUGCUUUCAAAAGCCCUCCAAAGCUUCUUUCAGAAGCCACACCGGGUUGCAUUUUGAAAAGUAUAUCAUUUUUUUAAAGAAAAGUAUAUCAUUUUUUUUCACAAGCUCUGCAAUGCUUCUUUGACAAGCCCUUCAAAACUUCUUUCGGAAAGCCACAAAGUUCUUCUUCUAGGACCCUCUUAGUGCUUUUUUCGAAACCCUCAGGGAUUUUUGGAAAUCCUUCAAGGCUUCUUUUUGAAGCUCUGCAUAUCUUCUUUCAAAAGCCUUAGGGCUUUUUUCGGUAGGGCCGCAAAGCAUAUUUCCGAAGCAUCACUGGGCAUUUUUUUGGAAGCCCUUCGAGACUUUUUUUUCUCAAGCUUUUUUCGGAAACAUUGAAGGGUCUUUUUUUUUCUAAAGGCUCGGACGGCUUCUUUCAAAGAAGCUUAUCACAGAAGCCCUUCAAGGUUUUUAAGCGGUUUCCGGGAGGUGUCAAAGCUUUGGAAGCCCCUCAAGUUGUAUUUGGAAGCAUCGCCAAUACUCAUUUUGAAUGGCUUUCAAGAAUUAUUUCGAAAGCUUAUCAAGCUUUUUUAGAAAAUUCCUCAUAAGCCUCCUAAAGCUUUAUGCGAAAGACCUUUGUUAUGGCCAUAAUUAUACUUCCAGUUAGUUUCCGUUAAAAUUCCAUCAACUUUAUAACAAUCUAAUUACUCUAGUCUAGUGAAACAUUCACAUAUCUUUGAGUAGAGUUUUCAAUGAUCAACCAAAAAUCUCCCCUUAUUCAGCAGUUUAAGCUAUAGAUUGGAGUUAUCGGAAUUAUGUGAAACCCCUGCCGGUAUAGUGAUGGUUCACUUAUUGGGUAUAGGGUAUAGCUUCGAUCGCUAAUAAGGGCAUUUUGACAAACGUCGAUGUACAACGAAGUUUCCUUACCACUUAGCAUUUAUCGAUCACGCCAUAAGUGAAAAAGAAACAUCAGCGCGCUUUUGACAUUGAGUUUUGUUGUUAGGCUGCUUUUAAUUGGGUUUCAUCACUAUUUCCAAACCACCAACUAAAAAGCGCCCUACGUGUAGAAACCUUAUUAUAAAUUUUCACUGUAGAAGAAAAAAACAUGCCAAAGUCGUCGUUGAACCAAAAUGAAUCAAACUACCUAUGAUUAGUGUCGGGUAUAUUUUUACUUGCUUUUUUUACGCAAACUUAAAUAUUAACGCGGUUUUUUUCACUCGGAUUUUGGGAUUUACGAAUGUCCCGAGCAACUUGUGCUUUUUCUGACCCCGGUGUUUUUUUGUUACUUUUGAUAAAUAUAAAUGAAUUGAAAAAAAGUCACAAAUUGUGGAAAUGUAUGAAAUUCAACACUGCUUUCGAGUCAUAUUUGGCAUAAGAGAGUAAGUCAAAUCACAGUGUUCUAGCUGACGUAGCUGAAUAUUUGAAAUAAGUCCUCCUCCUGGAAAUAUAAAUUAUCUGCUUGUGAUGCGCAACAAAGCCCUAAUUUUUUCAUCGAAUCCUGCUCACCAAAUGGAACAAUUUUCUCAUAUUCUUUUAGAAACCAACGAAUGCAGUAUAGCUUAAAAGAUGACAUCAAUUGAAAACUCCAAGAUUAUGAAAUUGUUUCUCUGUCAAACAUUGUGUUGCAUAUUCCGAAGGACUGUAAGGGUAUAGUAUAUCUAAUAAUUGCUAAAUACGGUAAAACUUCCAACCACCAUUUUGUAUAACUUAUUAGAAGGUAGUGAAAAGUGAAAUUAUUUUGCCUAAUGACAUUAAAAUUAUUAUAUUUUCGUUUUUACAAUCUGAUAAAUUUGAAAACAUGAAUGAAUAAUGGAUGAAUAUUGAAUCAUGGACCAUUUUGUGCAGAGUGAUAGUCCUGGUGGGAGCGUGCCUACAUCUCAUAACAGUGGAUCUGGGUCCAAUCUCAGUCGACGCCGUUGACUUUUUUUAAUAUCUGACUUUCAUCUUAUAGAAAGUAAAGUCGAAAACCUUGGCCCAUGUGUUAAUAGGUACGUUAUGUAGCGUCCAUGUUUGCACUACUGCGAAAUUCAGACGUUAAUCAAUAAUCUAAUCUGAGGUCGUUUUACUCCAAACUCCGCUUGUGAAUCGUAAAUGGCAUUAGCAAUUCGUAUGGUUCUUCAACUUCUGAUCGUAAUUUGAACUCAAACUUGCUUCAUCUUCUCUAAUUGAAAUUCCCCAACAUAGCCGCUUACCGGAUAUCUCGAAAUUCUCAUUAGCUACUUCCUAAAUGUCCAUAUUGGCUACUACUCGCCGUAAUAUACCUUUGUUGGUUCGCACUCCGCCUUCCCGAUCGUUAGAAGGACAGAUGUUUCUUUGGCCUCGUGUGUUGUUGUGUUAUGGAAAAUCCGGUUUUAAAGAAAAGCGUCUGUGCACUCGCUCUUUUGAAUUUUCCUCCGAACAAACCAACCCUGGGUCGUCUGCAUUCCGAGCAUUUUUUUAUUCUUUAUUACCGAGACUUUCAGCCCUGGCUGGCUCGUCUCGAAUUCCGAGCAUAAAUAAAUAUAAAUAACUCGAUGCUGACAGCCAGAACCUGCAAUUGCUGAAUACCAAUUAUUUGAAAAUGUGGUCUUGGCACAGUUUUCAGCGUUACCACCAGAGAAAUUUGAAAUUGCCACUCGAAUCCUUUUUUGUUAACUUUAAAUAUGGAACGAUCUUGAAAUUUAGAACGACGCAACAUAUGCAAGAACUACGGUCAAUAAAUAAAGUUUCGAAUUGAAUGGGUCGUAUUUUUACUAUUAUUUUAAAAUUCAGUUCAAUGCCAAUUUGCGACAAUAUACAGUAGAUUGCUCAAUUGAGCAUUUUAUAGCCACCCACGAUUUGUACAAUCACAUAUGCUAUGCUAUUUUAAAAUUCAGUUCAAUGCUUUUGUGUCAAGUGUCUUGGAAAAAGAUUAUAAUAAAUGUUUCCAAUUUUAGUCUUUAAAAUAUUUUAUUUACAUCUAUUAUGGAUUUUUUUUAAUUGAUUUUCAUAAUUUUUCCAAACUUUUAAAAUACCUUCAAGGCAUUUUAAAUUUGUGAAAUAUGAAGAACAAGAAGUGUUCAGUAUAGGUUUUAAUACAUACCCUGGUACAGAUCAUCAGGCUGAAAUAAUGGAUUCAUUCCCACUUUUUACUUUUUGUAUUACAUCAAACAUUAAAUUAUUAAUUGUUUUGGAUUUCCUUUUUCUUCGGGAACAAUCGUUACUGUCAAAUUCUUUAAUAAUAAUUUUCAUUGAGAAUAUACUAAUCUUGAUUUUUGCGUUUGCGAGUCAGUUCCUGAAGGUAAACUUGAAUAAAUCUAAAGUAUUGCAACGAAACGUUUUUGUACAAUCCAGAGAACCAUAAUCUCAUCCGCAUCAUCACAUUGGAAAGCAAUACAAUAAUUGAAUCACGUGAACAAUCUAGUCCUGAAACAAACAAUACGUAGUGGAACUGAAAUUUGGGAACCAAAACGAAGGAAAUUUUACGGUAUUAUUUUUAUUCCAAACAUUUAUAAUUCGAAAACGAGUCGAGUUGCGUCACCGACGAUACACAGUCAGUGUGACAACGCAGAGUGUCGUCGUUUGUACGAAUCGGCCAAAACUGAACAUCAAGGAAGAGCAAAACAGCAACCAAAUCAAACGCAGCGAGCCAAAUGUAAAUCGUGCAACCAGUUAAAGUUUGAACACUUUUUGCUAUCGAAGAAACCCAAACAAAGCAUAGUCAUGCAAAAAAGAAAGAGAGAGCAAGAUUUAUCCUUUUCCUUAAGUUCAGACUCUCCCAUUAGUCGUUACUUUACACUCUAGAUCGAAUCAACUCGAACAAAGAUCAAUAUAUUGACUUCACCUCAACUUUCUACUGACUUUUCAAAUAAACUUACUUCUAAACUACACAGAAAACUCACACUCGUAAAAAAUACUAACAUUUCUAUCAAACACACGCAAACGUCUGUUAACAGAGUUAAACCAAAAAAGAGAGUACGAUGGAAUCUUUUGAAUAUUAGGAAGGCAAAAGACCGUAGAUAACAUGCGGAGAAAGCAAGUGAAAUAAAAAAGGGUACGACCAGUACACGCAGUAAAGCAAAAAUUGAAAUAAAACAACAGAAUUAUUGUUAUAUUGCUGAAAAAUAAUGAGAAAAUACAAUUGAAGUAAGAUAAAUUCAGUUCGGUGCCUUUUGAAUGUUUGACGCGUGAAUUUUACUUUUCGGUAUUAAUCUCUUCGUCUUUCGCUUUCGUAUCGCAUUCAUAACUGUUUAACAUACGGUGUACUGAAAAAAAGAAAUCAAAAUUUGAAUCUACCCGUCUCGUCUACAUGUUGCUUAUUUCCUACCAACUUUGUACUUACUAGAUAUUGAGUGUUUUCAAUGGACUACCAUCCUACACCCAUGCGAUUCGAACCUAUACGGAAGCUUCUAUCUUCGUAACAACGUGGAUCGAGUCGUUUCUUCCAUAAUUCUCAACUCCAGUUCAACUCGUUAUUUCUUACGAUCACUUUAGGGAUAUUGUUUUUGCGUGUGUCGUUCUGGCACAAGUGUCCCUGAGAUUCCUAGGCCCAGCCCUGACCUCCCAUUUGUAGUUAUUGGAAUCUGAACGCAAUGGUUUUAUUAGACUGGAAGGUAAUGAUGGCAUCCAAUGAUAGCGUGUGGCAACCCCAAACGAAGAUUACAGAAUUUAUGUUUUUGGGGAGAUUUGGUAAAGCUAAAAUGGUACAAGAAGGAUAUGAUUUGGGAGCUAUGCGCAUUUUUUCCCAUAAUAUUUGAUUUGAGGGA